Messenger RNA from Monoraphidium neglectum, 2327 nucleotides. RefSeq lists its product as hypothetical. The annotation marks the transcript as partial. The record is from RefSeq and is a predicted model, not a curated record. Lineage: Eukaryota; Viridiplantae; Chlorophyta; Chlorophyceae; Sphaeropleales; Selenastraceae. The transcript has a single exon. Gene Ontology annotation, molecular function: zinc ion binding; nucleic acid binding.
AUGACGGGUGACGGCCCCCCGGACGCGCCGCCAGCGGCUCCCGCGGUCACAGGCGUUGCGUUGGGCGCGGAUGGCAGCGGGUCAGACACCUUCCUGUCUCCUCACCAGGGUGCAGCCGCGGCGUCGUCCCCCACCGCCUCUCAGUCUGCUGGGCAGACUCGCGCCCGGCCCGAUCCCCUUGCUGAGCUGAGCAUCAUAAUGCGGCAGAUGCGAGAUGAGAUGAGAUCAUUCCGGGGCGACACCAGCAGGGACCUGCAGCGCAUCCGCGAGGACCUCCUCGAGCUAGACCUGCGCGUGAGCACGCUUGAGCAGCGGCGCUCGCUGGCAAGCACCCCGACAUCGCAACGGGCAGCACCCGCGGGCGCCCCGGCGCCCAGCCUCGACGCCCAGCGCGCCACCAUGGUGCAGGCCAUUGCCGCGCGGCGUCGUGCUGCCGCCGAAGCUGGGGGUGCCCUCGGUGCCGACGCCCCUGCCCCUAGCCCCGUAAGCCUCGCGCGAGCCGCGGCGCAGCGCCCGCGGCGCGAGAACGGCGAGUCCAUCACCACGUCGCAGCUACUUGCAGGCAGCGACGCUAGCCCACGCGCCGCCGCCCGCGGCCUCCUACGCGUCGCGACGCGGCCGCAGGGUGGCUUUGGCCCCGGCUUCCCGCAGGGAGGCAGCAGCAGCAGCAGUGGUAGGCCGUAUGGCCCGCCGCACACCUCAGAGCCCCACCCUCGGGAGCAACAGCCGCAUCAGCGGCAGCAGCAGCAGCACGAGCCGUGGCGGCCGUUUGGCUCGGCCAGCGGGGGCCCACCCCUGGCGGAGCCGGGCCUCAGCGGCGGCUGCGCGGCCCCGCCUGGCAUGUCCCAGGCCCGCACCCACUGGAUGACCGCGGCCGCCGCCUUCGGUCAUGACCGGCCGCCGCCCCGCGAAUGGCGUCCGGACCCCAACUUCCCGUGGACAGAGGGGGAGAUUGCGCACCCCCCGGGCUUCGACCCGGCAGUGCAGCCAGCCUCCCACAACCAGGGCCUGAAGGCCCAUCAGCCCCACCUGCGUCUGAACAUGUACGGGUAUGAGUUGCGCAAACUCCUCACCGCCCUUCAGACGUAUGUGAGCACUCAGGUGCAGAACCGCCCGUCCACAGUCGGCGGGGCGUUGCAGCAUGCGCUCACCUGCUUCGAGGGCGACGAUCAGACGCACGUGAGCGGGCACAUGCCCCUCAUCACGGGCGACCUCAUGUACGCGCUCCCCCCGCGCCAGCGCUUCGCGGGCGUUUACUUGCACCCCGGCCAGGCGGACCAGGUCGGGGCUGUCAUCGCCUACAGCGUGCGUUCGCACCUGUACGACAAGCAGCCCGAGCGCGAUGUGGCCGUCCUGCGCGCUAUGCGCCAGGGGAAGGAUUCCCUCACGUGCUCGAAAGUGGACAGGAACGAGCCGCCCAGCGAGGCCCUGGAACGGUUCAUGAUGCUCGCCCGUGACCACCGCGUCCAGUCCCGCGUUUCAGUGACGGAGAUGCUCAACCUCAUCAGCGCCAUGCUGCACGAGCACCUCAACCAGGACUGGCGCCUGAUCCGGCAGAUGCACAUGAGCGGGCGCGUGGCGACCGGCAAUAGCCACGCCGCCAUGCUGUACGCGCUCGAGACAGAGGCCAAGCACAUCCUGGAUGAGGCAUGGGACGCUUACCUUGCCCGCCUCCCCGAGAGUGGCAAGCGCACCCAGCAGGAGCCUGAGCCCGCCGCGACCGCCGUCUCCCGGCGCCUGCGCGGCCUUCGCCCGGCCCCGGCGGCAGCCGCCGCCACGCUCGCGGAAGAGGACGACAGCGAGGACCCCGCCACUGACGCGGUGGCGGCCGCUCUGGCGGCCCUGGCCGCGGCUGCGGCAGUGCCGGCAAACCGCCAGCGCCUGAACGGGAUUCUUGCGGCGGCGGCCGGCGCCGGCCCCGCCCCGCCGCCCGCUGUCGCGGCACCAACGGGAGCGGCCGUUCAGCGCGCGUCCACGCGUGCCGCUCGCCCUGCAGGCCAGGCGUCGGAUCGCGUGUGCUUCCGGUGCCAGCAGCCCGGGCACCUUGCCCGCGAGUGCCCGCAAGCAGCGAGGGCCAACGCAGCAGCCGACGGCGCCACGUCGAGCGAUGACGAGCAGCCAGGCGUGGCUAGCUACGCGGCCGCCCCUGCGUACGACUAUGACGAGGGGCCUUUUGAGGACGAGGGGGUCGCCGGCUGCACCGUGGCCCUGGAGGAGGUGCCCUCUGACGUCACCGCGACCGCCGCCGCCGAUCCGGACUCUGGGCCACAGCAGGAGGCGGCUGCUAACGCCCGCGCCACCUACAACGGCCAGCGCCUCCCCGUCGG